Messenger RNA from Thlaspi arvense, 1691 nucleotides. The record is from the annotation of a GenBank genome assembly. NCBI's taxonomy places the organism in Eukaryota, Viridiplantae, Streptophyta, Magnoliopsida, Brassicales, Brassicaceae.
GGAAUUGUUAAGGUGCAAAUGUUUAUGUGACCAAACAAUAUCUCUGGGAACUAUACUGCUAUUUUUUCUCUUUUUUUUUGCAACAAAUUUUUUUUUUUAAUAUACAAAACUUUCAGAUUUCUUUUGGUUAUUAUAUUUUGUUCACUAUGAAACCAGAAAAUACAGAUGGUGGACUAAUGCUUUUUUAUAUGAAUUCUUGAUGUUAGAUUUUGUUUUAGAAUUGUUCAAUAUCCAUAUGUCCUGCUGUCAUUCGCUAUAAUAAAAUCUGAUCCAACAUUUAUUUAAAGAUAAAAAAUUUGUUGAGGUUGACAUUGAGAUACAAUUGCGUAACUGUAUAUAUAAUUUUUGUUUUAUUUGUAUUUUCUUUUAAAAAAAAGGGACCUCAAUCUUUACUAAAAUCAAAUCACAGAUAAGAACUCUGAGAAGAAAUGUCGAAUUCGACAAACGAAGAAACCCUAGAAGAUGAAAGUGGAAAGUUGGAUGACAAAAUCUCUAACCAGCAAACGGAGCAGUCUCAGGAAUGGGACUGGGAGACCAUGGCUCGAGCCUGGGUCACCGCCUUUCCCGACGCCAAAGCCGUCGUAAGCGCCACCGAAGUCGAGACUUGGAUCGGCUCCAACUUCGACUCCUUGCCGGCGGAUCUCCGUCGCAGGCCUCGCUCCGAUCUCGUCGAUCGCCUCAUCUCUCUCCAACAUUACAUGAGACCAACACCAUCAGACGAGAACGAGCAAAAUGCGGAAGAGAAUCAAUCAGAUCAUCCUCUCCAACAUUACAUGAGACCAACACAAUCAUACGAGAACGAGCAAAACGCCGAAGAGAAUCAAGAAGAUCAUUCUCUCCAACUUCACAUGAGACCAACACAAUCAGACGAGAACGAGCAAAAUGGUGAAGAGAACCAUACAGAUCAACAUCCAGCUCGGUUUCAGCGGACUGAUCAGUGGUUACCAGUGUAUUCGUGGUUAGAAUCAUUGGAUAAUGGAGAAUUGGUUAAAUCUAAAGAUAUCUCUGAGUGGCUCGAUGCGAAUCCAGAUGUUAAAGAAGAACUCUCUUCGAGGCAUUCUCGUUAUCAUUUGACUCAUUAUGUCAAGAAAUGCCAUCUCAAGAUACUUAAAAGGAAGGAGAAGAAGGGAUUAAUCCGGCUUAGCAGAGCGACUGCAAUGGAGGUUCACAAAGAAUUUGGCGAGAAACACACAUCUACGCUCUCUGCUGAUCCCAUGAGCAACAUACCAAAAGACAGUGACCUCUACCGUACAAAACAGAAAGAAGCUAAACGCAGAUUUGAGAUCUUGGUUGAGCUUGAGAAGAAACUCGCUCCACAUUUCUCAAGGCCUCGGAUAGCAAACAGAUGAACUUAUUCUGGGUUUAAACCAAUCCUUUGAUUAUCACUGUAACUAUGUUCUAGGCUUUGGUGUUGUAAGGUCAUGCUGUUCAGUUUGAGUUGAUGUUGGUGAAGCGAAGUGUAAUUUGUAAUCUUUUGGAAUGUGAACAAUAAUUUGUAAUGAAGAGAGAAAGUGAGAGGCAUUGUCUGCCUCGUUUCCAGAAGAUUCAGUAGAGAGACUAAGUUGCUGUCUUUUUUUUUUCUCUUCAUUUACUUUUUUUUUUUUUUUGUCGACAUUUUUUUCUCUUCAUUUACUUUAAAUAUUGCAAACAGAUCAAUCUUUGGUAAAUACUUCAAAAGAAAAGCAGGAGCA